CUUUGCGCAUGCGCCGAGUGGUGCCGUGGCAAGCUGUGUUCAGGUUGCACAGGUAUGAUAAGGUAAGGACAGCAGCCCCUCUCUCACGCAUAUUUGUCUGACCUCUUUCAAUGCAAUGUGCUCCGGGAAAGCGUGGGCAGUGUUUUCCAUAACAGACAGGCCGCGUCCACGCACGGCCUCACGCUGCAUCGAAGAACUCUACCCACGUUGACGCUGGACGCUAGCAAGUACACAGGCGCACUGCCGCCUACUCGAUCAGCUACAACAACACGAUGAGCGCUAGUUUGGCCUACAACCUCAAGGGUGUCACUCUGCUUCGUCUAGCCAUUAUUUUCCUUAUCUUGGUUGGCUUGUUCCUCUACCACGACCAAUGGCUCCCUGACAACUUAGCAUACACCACACAGCCUGCUACACUUGGCACGCCCACCGUUGGGCACUCAACGACCUCGCAUGAAGGGAACGUUGCCGAGACAUCGAGCUCGGCGUCAGGGUCCUGCCAAGAUGUACCGGGAGCCGACAAAGUGCUUGUUAUGCUCAAGACUGGCGCUACUGAGUUAUAUCAAAAGCUGCCAACACAUUUCGUAACAACAUUAACUUGUGUACCGCACUUUAUGAUCUUCUCCGACAUGGCGCAAGACUUCGCGGGAUACCCGAUUCAUGAUGCGAUCGCUUCGGUCGGUAAGCAGUAUCGGGAGCACCAUGGCGACUUUGAGCUGUACCGCAGACUGCAACAGUACCAGCGAGAAGGUCAGGAUAUGGGUAAGCUCAAGGGUGAUGGUGGAUGGAACUUAGAUAAGUGGAAGUUCUUACCGAUGCUACAUCAAGCAUUUAAAAGCGCGCCUGACCAGAUCCAAUGGUUCGUUAUGAUUGAGGCCGAUACGAGUGUGUCGUGGCCUAACCUUCUACUGUGGCUGAAGACCAUGGACCCGAGGAAGCCGUACUACCUCGGCGCGCAGAACGUUGUUGGAGACACUACCUUCGGUCACGGCGGGAGUGGACUCGUCUUCUCCCGCAAGGCUGCAGAUUUGCUUGUGCGGAAAAGGGAGUCGAUGGGCAAGGAAGCCUACGACGAGAAGUGGGAAGAGCUUACAAGCACGUCAUGCUGCGGCGAUGAAGUCGUCGCUCGUGCGUUCCAGGAAGCUGACGUCGCACUCACACCAGCCUGGCCGCGUAUUCAAGGAGAGACGGUAAGCACCAUAGACUGGACUGAUAAUCACUGGUGUUCCGUGGCAAUCACCUGGCAUCACGUCACUCCGAUCGAAGUCGACAGCCUGUUUCAGUUUCAGAUGUCGUGGGUCGACGAUCACGGCUGGGAUACGCCCUAUCUCUUCCGCGAUGUCUUUGAGCACUAUAUCGAGCGUCACAUCAGUGUAAACCGCACGAACUGGAACAACAUCUGCCAAGACCAGAGGUUUAUCUCGGAGUCUCUGGCUGGGGCCGAGGACACAAACUUCUAUGACCUAGAAGACUAUGAGCAGGAAUCUGUAAACUCUGCCGAUGCUUGCGCGGCAGCAUGUGCGCGAAAGCGUGAGUAUGAGUGCGUACAGUGGAUGUGGUCGCCUGGUCGCUGCUACCUGGGCAAGGACAUCCGGUUGGGGCGGAGUGAUGCACCGUACGAUGAGCAUUGGACGAGUGGAUGGAUGAUGGACAGGGUGCAAGCGUUCAAGCAGAAGUUUGAGCAGUGUAAAGUGAAGUGGUCGGGUUGAGGUUCACUGUCCGAGCGUUUCUGUUUUGUAUGAGUUCAGCGCCACGAGACGCUUCGCAAUUCCAAGUGCUGGAAGCGAACGAUCUGUAUAGAUCUCAUUAGCAUGUACUUAGAGCUGGAAACUGCCACAUCUGAAAACGAAGAAUCUGCGAUAGUGCAGAAGUGCUGCCUCAUC
Messenger RNA from Baudoinia panamericana UAMH 10762, 1880 nucleotides. RefSeq lists its product as uncharacterized. The record is from RefSeq and is a predicted model, not a curated record. The coding region runs from base 273 to 1706 and encodes 477 amino acids. NCBI's taxonomy places the organism in Eukaryota, Fungi, Ascomycota, Dothideomycetes, Mycosphaerellales, Teratosphaeriaceae. The transcript has a single exon.